Molecule: messenger RNA, 537 nt
Organism: Helianthus annuus (common sunflower)
Lineage: Eukaryota; Viridiplantae; Streptophyta; Magnoliopsida; Asterales; Asteraceae
Exons: 2
Coding region: 1-537 (178 amino acids)
Source: RefSeq, a predicted model, not a curated record
AUGAACUUCACUACUCGUGUGCACGAUGCACAACUAGAAGCUCUAAAGUCGGAGAACAUUCAAGCAGAAUCCUUGCGAGGAUUAGAGAAACUACUAGAAAAGAUCAAAGAUGGCACAAGGAGACGUAAACCACUAUCCUUCGAGGUUGGAGAUAAAGUCUUACUAAAAGUCUCGCCUUGGAAAGCCGUAGCUAGAUUCGGGAAACGCGGAAAGCUGAACCCGAGAUACAUUGGGCCAUUAGAGAUUCUAGAAAAGAUCGGUACCGUCGCGUACAAGUUGAAACUGCCAGAAGAACUCAGUAACGUACACGACACAUUUCAUGUGUCGAAUCUCAAGAAAAGUCCGACCGUUGAUACAGUUAUCAUUCCAGCGGAUGGAAUUCAUGUAGACAAUACGCUCCAGUUUACCGAAGAACCCGUUGGGGUUAUGGACCGGAAGGUCCACAAGACAAGGAGAAGUAAUAUCGAACUAGUCAAGGUCCGCUGGAAUUCACGUCACGGGCCCGAGUACACAUGGGAACGUGAAGAUCAGAUUUAG